Molecule: messenger RNA, 387 nt
Organism: Aureobasidium vineae
Lineage: Eukaryota; Fungi; Ascomycota; Dothideomycetes; Dothideales; Saccotheciaceae
Source: the annotation of a GenBank genome assembly
AUGCAAUCUGAAACCGUCCUUGUCGUAGGCUCGACCGGUAACAUUGGUGUUGCGGCAGUGAUUGGUGCCCUCCGUGCUAAACGCAGCGUACUCGCCAUCGUCCGCAAGAAAGAGUCCGCCGAGAAACUGUUCAAGCAUGUCGGCACAAAGGAAGGCAUCACUGUUGUAGAAGCAGAUCUCACGUCCGAAACAGGCAUGCUCCGAGUGGUAAAAGACGUCAAGGCUGGAAAACUGCCUGCCUUCCAACAUGUGUAUGCCACUGGGAGUGACCUCAGAGACACCAACAUUUGCUUCAACGAAGUGUACCUGAACUUGAGAGUAGAGGUGGACGAGUCGGCCAAGCAGAAUGGCGUCUCCAAAGCCUCGGACUUUGCAGAAUGCUACUAG